AUUUGACAAGUGACAUUUUGAAUAAUUUUGAAAUUGCAUUUUUUGCGUAACUCUGCCGUACUUUUAUAAACAAAAUUAAAAUUUUUAUCCAAUGGCUCGUAAUGUAGCUGAUGCGGCACGGAAGUUUUUAUUACUGGGUCAAUGUGUUCCCACCGUGAAACAAAAUGCAGCCAAAAUUAGAGUAAAAAGGUUAGAAUUAGAUGAAAAUUUACUCAUGUAUUUCAAGAAGGAUGAGUUUUAUUACUGUCAUGAUCCGAGUAAAGUUUGCAAGACCGGUGAUAUAGUUCUCAUACAGGCUUUACCCCAGAAAUUGACUAAACUCAUUACCCAUGAAGUCAAAGAAGUAGUUUAUCCACUUGGUGAUGUCACAGACCCAGUAACAGGCAAGAAAGUGGCUAAAGAACGAUACAGAGAUGAUCUUGAAAUUGAAAAUAAAAUCUACGGAGAGGUUGACACUGCAUUUGAUUACAAUAAGGCACCUCCAAGAGGCUGGCAAGAAGGAAAGAAAGAUUUUACUGCAAAACCUACAUACACGAAAUUCCAUGUAUUUGAUGAGAAUGAUCCCUAUGCUAUUUAGUCCAAUUAUUGUAAUUUAUUAGUAAAAUAUAAGAUUAGUUGUGUAAAA
Molecule: messenger RNA, 625 nt
Organism: Ostrinia nubilalis (European corn borer)
Lineage: Eukaryota; Metazoa; Arthropoda; Insecta; Lepidoptera; Crambidae
Gene: mRpS17
Product: small ribosomal subunit protein uS17m
Exons: 2
Coding region: 92-577 (161 amino acids)
Biological process (GO): mitochondrial translation
Cellular component (GO): mitochondrial small ribosomal subunit; ribosome
Molecular function (GO): structural constituent of ribosome
Source: RefSeq, a predicted model, not a curated record